UUCACAGACGCUACUCACUCACCCGUGCGCCGGCCCGCGGAUCCCUCCGUCGCCGUCCGUGCCAUGAAUAGGGGGAUACCAUCCUCCUCCUCCCACCUCCGCCGUCUCUCUCUCUUCUACUUUCUGUCUCUAGUUUCAUUCUAUCUUUCUCUCCCCGCUGCUGCCCUCGCCGCCACAGAUCAGCUGAAGCAGCUUGAAGACACCACCGUGGGUUUUGUUGAUAACACCACUGUGAUUUCCAGUAAUGAUUCUUCUACUACGGAUAGAGACAGGAGCUUUGCCGGCAUGAUCGAUCGUGCUCUGGAGAAAGAGUUCACUGAGAGCGAUCAGAACGAAGAAAAUGAUGCGGGCAGCUUCAAUAACAGUGUUGCUGGGCAACAGGCUGUAUUGGAAACUGUAGCUAGAGUUAAGUCCAAGAAAAAUGACACAAAGGACGAUAAGUCUUUUCAACUUCAUCAUGUUUUCAAUAUGGACAAUGACAACGGAGCAGAAGAGACACCAACAUUAAUCGACAGAAAGGAUAAUGUCUUUAUAAUAUCCAACUUCAAAUCAAAAUAUCCGGUGCUACAGUUAGACUUGAGGUUAAUCUCCGAUCUUGUAGUUGUCAUUGUAUCUGCCACUUGUGGAGGCAUUGCCUUCGCUUGUGCAGGACAGCCCGUCAUUACUGGAUAUUUGCUGGCAGGAUCUCUUGUUGGGCCUGGUGGGUUGGAUGUGGUCAGUGAAUUGGUUCAAGUAGAGACAGUAGCACAAUUUGGUGUAAUUUUUCUUCUUUUUGCUUUGGGGUUGGAGUUCUCCAUGGCAAAGCUUAAAGUUGUUAGAGCUGUUGCUGUUCUGGGAGGACUGCUACAGAGUUUCCUAUUUAUGUGCAUGUGUGGCAUUACGGCCUCCUUAUGUGGUGGUAAACCUUCUGAGGGGGUUUUUGUUGGGGUGCUUCUCUCAAUGUCAUCUACAGCAGUGGUCCUGAAAUUUUUGAUGGAAAAGAAUAGUGUUAAUGCCCUUCAUGGACAAGUUACUAUUGGAACCCUUAUCUUACAGGAUUGUGCGGUGGGUUUAUUGUUUGCUCUUCUUCCGGUCCUUGGUGGAACUUCAGGUGUUUUACAAGGACUAAUAUCCAUGACUAAAUCGCUGGUGGCGUUGGUUGCAUUUUUGGCAGUUUUAUCAGUAUUAUCCCGGACUUGCUUGCCUUGGUUUCUGAAACUGAUGAUAAGCCUCUCCUCGCAGACCAAUGAACUGUAUCAGUUGGCAUCUGUUGCAUUUUGCCUGCUGGUAGCCUGGUCUAGCGAUAAGCUCGGUCUAAGUUUAGAAUUGGGUUCGUUUGCUGCUGGAGUUAUGAUAUCAACGACUGAUCUUGCGCAACAUACACUUGAACAAGUUGAACCCAUACGGAAUUUCUUUGCUGCUCUCUUUCUUGCUAGCAUCGGCAUGCUGAUUCAUGUUCAUUUCCUGUGGAACCACAUUGAUAUUUUGCUGGCAUCAGUUUUGCUAGUGGUUAUUGCCAAGACAAUUGUAAUCUCCAUUGUUGUCAAGGGUUUUGGCUACAACAACAAGACUUCAGUUCUUGUUGGGAUGUCUUUAGCACAAAUAGGAGAGUUUGCUUUUGUCCUUCUCAGCCGUGCUUCUAAUCUUCAUCUCGUUGAGGGGAAGCUGUACAUGCUGCUGCUUGGAACAACCGCUCUUAGUCUGGUGACGACUCCAUUACUCUUCAAGAUAAUACCAGCUGUGGUGCAUCUUGGAGUUCUAUUACGGUGGUUCACCCCAGACAGUCAGAGUGAGAUGGGAUUCAAAGUAGAUGCCUUACGAUCUGAUAGUGCCAAACAACGUAUUGCCUUGAUUGCCAAGGAUCUACUGAUCCAUGAAGGUUAACCCAAAGUUAUCGAUGAUGUGAAUGUGGGUUUUCCAGAACAGCCAGAGACGACAAGUUUCUAAAUCAUUUUGCAACAAACUACAGAAGAAGAAAGGAAUUUAUUAUAUAUCCUCAGAAUGGGGAAAGAAAGAGGUAAUGAAUGAAUCAAUCAAUCUAACAACUAACAGUGAGAGGUGUGUGAAGGUGGGAUUUUGUUGUUUGUUGGUUUGUAAUGUAAAAUAGUUAGUUGUAUGUAGGUGUCGGUGGUGGUGGUAACAAGUACGAAAAUGUAAUUUUUGAUUCUUUGGUAUUAUUGUAGCAGUCGUUGGUUUUGAAA
Molecule: messenger RNA, 2180 nt
Organism: Cynara cardunculus var. scolymus (artichoke)
Lineage: Eukaryota; Viridiplantae; Streptophyta; Magnoliopsida; Asterales; Asteraceae
Product: K(+) efflux antiporter 6-like
Exons: 20
Coding region: 64-1863 (599 amino acids)
Biological process (GO): potassium ion transmembrane transport; proton transmembrane transport
Cellular component (GO): membrane
Molecular function (GO): potassium:proton antiporter activity
Source: RefSeq, a predicted model, not a curated record